Messenger RNA from Prorocentrum cordatum, 2430 nucleotides. The record is from the annotation of a GenBank genome assembly. NCBI's taxonomy places the organism in Eukaryota, Dinophyceae, Prorocentrales, Prorocentraceae.
AUGGACCCCGAGAGAGGUUUCCUCGCACAGCUGCGGAAGAAGUGCGAGGGCGCCGUGCACGCUCGGGUGGGCGCGGGCCUGGAGAGGCAGCUCGCCGGCCGGAGGGAGGCGGCGGGGCGGGGCGAGUCGCGGCCAGCGGGCCGCGCCUCAAGCGGCGGCCACGCCGAGGAGCGCGAGGGCGCGGGCGCGCCCGCCGAGGAAAACGAGGAGCGCGAGGCCGCCGUCCGCUGGGGGCCCGACCCCGCGGGGAGCGAGGAGCUCCAGUCCCAGGAGGUCGGGAGGCUCACCACGCAGAUCCGCGCGGCGGUCCGGCUCGGCGACGUGGCAGAGGCCGAGUCGCUCAUGAGCGAGAUGCAGGACAUGGGCACCAGGCCGGGCCACCUCCGCAGGGCGUGCUGGGCCGUCGCCUACGGUGAGCUCAUCAGCGGCUUCGUCCGCAUCGGCAACACAGAAAAGGCCGCGCAGUGGCUCGCCGCCUUCGCGGGCGCGGCGCCGCUGGUCCGCCCGAGCACGGCCUGCGUCAACUCGGUGAUCGGCGCGCUCGCCGCGGCAGGAGCCAGAGACGAAGCGGAGGCGUGGGUGGCCAGGAUGCCACUGAUCGGCGUCCGAGUUGACGAGGAGACCUUCUCAGUCCUCAUCGGCGCGUGCGCCCGCGAGGGCGACGCCGAGCGCGCGAUCCACUGGCUCAAGGAGAUGCGCAGGUCCAACCUGAAGCCGGGCGCCGAACUCCACAAGCUGGUGCUGCAGUCCAGCGGCGACGGGGAGGCCGGCAGCCCCGCGGCCCCGGCGCAGGCGCCCCAGGCCACCCCCGCGGCCGAGCUGUCCUGGCGCCAGCAGCCCGCCGCGCCGGCGGCAGCGGAGGACAGCGGCAAGCCUGCGGACGCAGACCCGAACUGGCGCGCCGCGCCGAGGGCGUGCGAGGAGGCCAAGGCGGGGCCGACGCCCGAGGCCGCGGGCGCGGACCCGAACUGGCGCGCCGCGCCCAAGGCCUGCGAGGAGGCCAAGUCUGCGAUGCCCUGCUGCAGCAGAGCGGAGGAGGCACUGAACGAGCGCUGCGGCAAGCACCGCAGGGCGCAGAGCGGUUACCGCAGCGCGUGGGCGAGCCUGGAGGGCACUUGGUCGGGCGAGCACGGCGAGACCUACGAGGUGUGGCUGCAAGGUACUGAAUGGCGAUGCAACCAGUGGAACAACAAAGGCAUCACCACGAGCUUCGCUAUAGUACAUGACCAGGCGGCGGACACCUACUGGUGGGGCGACGACUGGGAGUGUUUCCUCGAGGAGCACUCGGAUCGGCUGGUGUGGUGCGACGCAAAGGACUGGCAGAGGUGCGCGUUCGCUGACCCACGGGCGCUCUGAAGAGUGGAAGAUGCGUGAGGGGGAGAGGACUGCGCAGAGAGGGGAGAGGCGUCGUACAGAGAUUCAAUUGGAUCCUGGCACCUCUUUGGUCGGAAGAAUGGGCAUUUCCACCGUCCACCAUCUGGAGGGGGCAAUGUGGAGAUGAAUUGUAGUGGCAUGUGCCUUUUUGGAAGUUUACGCGGGGCAUCUUGUACGUCUUCAUCUAUCAAUUGAGCAAAAGUUGACAUCCCCAGGUGGUAGUGGUGGAUCGUUUUUGUUCUGUUUGUUUCGGGUGUUGUUGUAUGUGGAACCUCCGCCAAGAAUUGAUUUCCUCUGGAGUCCAGCGGGCAAGCGUCCCACGCGGAUUCAGGCGGGACAUCGCGAGGUUGUAUGCUACUAAAUGUGUACACCUCUCCACCUUCAGAGCCCCCCUCGGGAGGUCCGGCGAAACGGGAUUCCACACGCACCCGGGCAGGAUUUCGUGCGGCUGCAUGAUUCCAGAGUCAAUAAUUUCUUUAUGUUUUUGGGGGGGCCGCUCGUGAGUACGGCGGCGUGGGCACCGAGCUUCGGUGCUGCUCUGCCCCCCCCCCCCUCGGCGUUCCCACGUAACAUCUGCGCUCUGGCGGGCUGGACGGCUGGCUGCGUUCUGUAGUGCAUUCGCUGAUUGGUCUGAGUGAUUGCGGGCGCGAGAGAGAGAGAGGGAGAGAGGGAGAGGGAGAGACGGAGAGAGAGAGAGGGAAAGACGGAGAAUAUGGUGGAGGCACCCUCCCACUGUGUGGUGGAAGAAGCAUGAAGCCGAGGACCAGGCGCAGCGCGAUGAUGCUGAGUCGCUACCUUUGCUAAUGCGAGCGAGCUUCAUGAUUGCAGCAGGAAGUUGCAUGACUGCUACGCUACAUAGCUUCAUGAUUGCAGCAGGAAGUUGCGAGUUGCAUGAUUGCGCGCUACGUACAUAAUGUCCGAUGUCAUCAUUGCUCGCAUCGGGCCAGUUGUUCCUUCGUUUGACUGUACGUUCUCGCGUCAUCAACGUCACGCUUUGAUUUAUCCUCUUCGAUAUUUGAAGUCUUGCGGCCCUCGCGCCCUCUUCUUCCUCAUCCC